Molecule: messenger RNA, 486 nt
Organism: Aspergillus mulundensis
Lineage: Eukaryota; Fungi; Ascomycota; Eurotiomycetes; Eurotiales; Aspergillaceae
Exons: 2
Coding region: 1-486 (161 amino acids)
Biological process (GO): autophagy of mitochondrion
Cellular component (GO): mitochondrial outer membrane
Source: RefSeq, a predicted model, not a curated record
AUGGCAUCCGGUCUCUUUAUGUUCUCACGCGCGUCCGCAGUCGGCAUUGGCCUCGGUCUCGGCGUGUCCUUCUCUCUCCUCCAUUCCUCCCCCUUUCGCGCGGCGCCCAUGAGAUGUGAUUAUGCAGCCGGAUCUACCAGCUCCGGGUGGUCCCUCCCCUCCCAGGAUCCAACGAGAAAACACGGGAUAGCCCAGGAAAGCGGCAUCAUGACAGCCUCGAACAUGCGCCAAAUCAGUAUGGGAAGUGUGCUUGGUCUCGUGGUCGGAGUUGGCUUGAGGGCGUUCUCGCGGGUCCUGGUGGUCCUCUUAGGUAUGGGGAUUGUAGCGAUUGAGUGGGCUGCGUCCAAAGGAUACCACAUCUUUCCUACCAAGACGUUGCAGAAAUACGUAAAAUCUGUCGAUCUUGACAGGUUUAUGUCGCGGAAUGUGCCUUUCAAGGUUACUUUCGGCACAACCAUGGCUCUGGCUGCUUUUGCGCAGUUCUGA